Penaeus chinensis is the source of this 780-nucleotide messenger RNA. RefSeq lists its product as uncharacterized. The coding region runs from base 82 to 582 and encodes 166 amino acids. The transcript is spliced from 4 exons. The record is from RefSeq and is a predicted model, not a curated record. NCBI's taxonomy places the organism in Eukaryota, Metazoa, Arthropoda, Malacostraca, Decapoda, Penaeidae.
GCGAUAAGCACCACAAGUGAGCGAGCACCGAUACCCGUGUCUGCGUUGCUGGUGUGACUCCUUUGUUCUGGUGCUUUAAUAAUGGCGCCUCGUCAGCUUCUUCUGUUGGCCUGCGCCCUUGCAGCUUCUGUGCACAACGCAGCAGGAAACAUCCAGUGUUACACUUGCGUGAGCACCGUGAACGAGCUCACUUGUGUGAAUGACCCUGACAACGUUCUGAACGGCAGUCCCGUCACGGACUGCGACAAGGGAGACCGCGGCUGCUGCACCAUCUUUCGCCAGGAGUAUGUCGAGGAACCCGGGAAGGUGAUAUCGUUCUCUCGUGGAUGUCAGGAGAACUGCCCCUCCAAAAUGAGUACCACGGAAACGGUAGACGCUUCAUAUCGCAUUUACCAGACUUACUGCAACACUCCCAAGUGCAACGUCGGGCCUGGAGACAAGCCACUGACGGGUGGCGGCGGCGGCGACGACGGGGGCAACAACGUCAUUGGCCCGAUUCCCGGGAAGGACGGCGCAGCGACCAAUGCUGUGUCCCUGGGACUCCUCUUCGCUGCUCUCGCGCUCACCCUCCUGAGGCCUUGAAGAAGUGCUCGUUCUUAACCAAUUGCUGAUUUAUCUUAAUUGUACCAAUAUGUAUAUCAUAUGUAUGUAUAUCAUCGAACUGUAAUAGGAAUUCCUUUGAUGGCAUUACUGUAGUUACAACAUACAAUUUAUUCCCUCCGUAUAUAGGCGUAUUUGAGUGACUUUCUUAUCAAACUUAAUAAAUACUCUACAAAUUCA